GACGGCACUCGGUACAAGUAUGCAGUUCGGACGAGUCAUGGUGGUGAGUGUAGCCGUUCUUGUGGUGGUGUGCAUGUGUGCGCCGACUUUGGCUUUGGAGAACUACUACCAUCUGCUUGGAGUCGAGCCGACAGCAACGCCCAAGCAGCUCAAACGGGCUUACCGCAAGCUGGCGGUGGCGCUCCACCCGGACAAGAACCCGGAUCCUGAUGCCGAGGACCUGUUUAUCGCAGUUGCUGCGGCGUACGAGGUACUUUCGGACGAGAAAGAGCGGAGGAGGUAUGAUGAUCGCCUCUCGCACUAUCUCCGUACCGGAGAAGAGCUCCGUGAAGGCAUCGACGACGUGCCCAUGGAUCGGUACGAGGCGACCAUGAUGGAUCGGUACCGGACGCGGCAGAGACAGACUCCUGUGCCGACGGUGGUGGCCGGCAUCCUCACGCUCCUCACUUUCUUCCACUACUCGGUCCGCAUGUACAACUAUCGCCACUACUAUGGAAAGGCCCGCGAGGCUGUGGUCAAGAUCAAGGCCUCGGAGCUGAAGAAGGAGCUCAAGAAGAAGGAUCUGUCCAAGAAGGCGCUGCGCAAGGCCAAGAAGAAGCUGAAGGCUCAGCAGGCGUCUGUCGACGAGAGCAUCGAUGAGAACGAGAUUCGCGUCUUUGGCGCAGAGUACCCCACCUGGGAAGAGCUGCUCUUUGUUCGCUUCCUCCUCCUGCCCAAGGCCGCCGUCGACGGCCUCAUCCGGGUCUGGCACCACUCCAUCAUGGGCCACCCGCGCCCGCUUCACCACGCCUUUCCCCACGGCGUCGACCAAUGCAACGAGUUUAUCAACAACUACUACACCAUGGGCCGCAAGCGGCAGGACAUGCUCCUCGAGCACUUUGCCAACCAGGGCUACGACGUCUCGGAACUGCUCGAUGGCGAGGACGAGACCGACGCCGUUGAAGAGGAUGUCCCGCCCGAGAUCAAGCUGUAACUGGCUCAGCCGCCCAGUCGGUGCCGCAGCGGCACCGCCCGCUCCACGGCAUCGACGUCAGCCAGCCGCCGCACCGACGGCGUUGCUUCCACCGGCCGGUGGAAUCCGCGCUGGUAG
Messenger RNA from Thecamonas trahens ATCC 50062, 1090 nucleotides. RefSeq lists its product as uncharacterized. Gene Ontology annotation, cellular component: endoplasmic reticulum membrane. The record is from RefSeq and is a predicted model, not a curated record. NCBI's taxonomy places the organism in Eukaryota, Apusomonadida, Apusomonadidae. The transcript has a single exon. The coding region runs from base 20 to 973 and encodes 317 amino acids. Gene Ontology annotation, biological process: protein folding.